Molecule: messenger RNA, 150 nt
Organism: Dichomitus squalens LYAD-421 SS1
Lineage: Eukaryota; Fungi; Basidiomycota; Agaricomycetes; Polyporales; Polyporaceae
Exons: 1
Molecular function (GO): protein binding
Source: RefSeq, a predicted model, not a curated record
AUGGCCAGCUCCGCGCGUCUUCCCGGAGAGCUCAACGACGAGAUCAUCGCGUUCGUAUGGCCCGACAAAGAGACACUCUGUGCCUGUUGCCUCGUCUCUCGGGAGUGGCUCCCUGCCAGCAGGCAUCAUCUCUUCCGCGCCAUCACCCUU